CGGCUCUUGCUGCUUCCUGCAAAACUUAUGGACAUUGUUUAUGGCAAAGAAGAAAGGUUGAUUAAGGUUGUAUAAGUGCAUUUAUUGAACUUGUUAGGGAGUCAAGUAAUAUGUAACAAGUUGGAUAGAAACUCGAGAAAACGGAGCAGAAAAAUCCAAUCUGAUAAUGCUCUUUGACAAAUACAUCCCGAUUUGCCUGGAAAAUGUUAGAACGAGAUUUAAAAAAAUCACACCCAUAGCGGAAAUAUCUCAUAUAUCCAUGCUGUGCCAUUUGCUCGAGUGCAUUUUGACGUUACAGAAUACGCCUUUCGAUUGCCCCAAAGACUGGUAUGAAUUGUAUUUUGCUUUUUGUUGCGUUUGGGCUUUUGGAUCUGCUAUGUUCCAAGAACAGGCCACCGACUAUAGAGUUGAAUUUACGAAAUGGUGGGUCAACGAAUUCAAAACCGUAAAGUUUCCAUCUCAAGGCACUGUAUUUGAUUAUUAUAUUGAUGAUGAAACCAAACAAUUCGUUCCGUGGACUGAUAAACUUGGAAGAUUUGAAUUGGACCCUGAUGCCCCCUUACAGGCUGUUUUAGUUCAUACUGCCGAAUCAAUUCGCGUCAGAUACUUCAUAGAUAUCCUGAUGGAAAAACGACGUCCAGUUAUGUUAGUAGGCAACGCCGGUUGUGGAAAAACAGUUCUGGUAACGGAAAAAUUAACAGCUCUUUCCGAAAACUACGCAAUUACAAAUAUCCCAUUCAAUUUUUACACCACAUCCGAAAUGCUUCAGAAAAUUUUGGAGAAACCAUUGGAAAAGAAAGCCGGAAGAAAUUACGGUCCUCCGGGCAAUAAGACAUUGAUUUAUUUUAUUGACGAUAUGAAUAUGCCUGAAGUGGAUGCCUAUGGAACCGUUCAACCCCACACUCUCAUCAGGCAACAUUUAGACUAUCAUCAUUGGUAUGACCGUGGCAGAUUGUCUCUGAAAGAUAUCCAUAAUUGCCAAUAUGUUUCUUGUAUGAACCCAACCGCAGGGAGUUUUACGAUUAAUCCAAGACUACAAAGGCACUUUUACGUGUUUGCUAUAUGUUUUCCUGGAACUGACGCACUUACAACUAUUUACCACGCUAUUUUGAGUCAGCACUUGACAAAUUCCGAAUACAAAUUUCCCUCGAUUGUUUGCAAGCUUGCGGAAAACAUUGUAGCGGCAUCUGUGGUUUUACAUCAUAAAGUUGCUCAGAUAUUUUUACCGACAGCUAUCAAGUUCCAUUAUAUUUUCAAUCUCAGGGAUAUUUCUAACGUUUUUCAGGGGCUUUUAUUUAGCACCAACGAUUGUCUAAAUCAACCCUCAGACUUGGUGAGACUCUGGCUUCACGAAUGUCAACGAGUAUACGGUGACAAACUUACCGAAGAAAAAGACAUCGACGCCUUCUCCAAACUCCAAAUGGACGUUUUCAAAAAGAAUUUCGAAGAAAUCGACGAAUCUUUAGUUUUUGAAAAGCCCAACGUAUAUUGUCAUUUCGCAGGAGGUAUUGGAGAGCCAAAAUAUAUGCCAAUCAACAACUGGUCUACGUUAAAUAAACUUUUAAAUGAAGCCAUGUCCAGUUACAAUGAUUUAGUAUCCGCAAUGAAUUUGGUUCUUUUUGAAGACGCAAUGAUGCACGUUUGUAGAAUUAAUAGAAUUUUAGAAUCUCCUAGAGGCAGUUCCUUGCUGGUAGGAGUUGGAGGUAGUGGAAAACAAUCAUUAGCCCGAUUGGCGGCAUUUAUCUCAUCUUUAGAAGUAUCUCAAAUCCAACUGAAAAAAGGUUAUGGAGUUUCUGACUUGAAAAGUGAACUUUCUUCAUUAUAUUUGAAAUCAGGCUUGAAAAAUGUUGGAAUAAUGUUUCUAAUGACGGAUGCUCAAGUUCCAAAUGAACAAUUUUUGGUACUCAUCAAUGAUAUGUUAGCCUCAGGCGAAGUUCCAGACAUGUUCCCGGAUGAUGAAGUAGAAAAUAUUAUUGCCGGUGUCAGAAAUGAAGUUAAAGGAGCUGGAAUGCUCGAUACUCGUGAAAAUUGCUGGAAAUUCUUUAUAGAUAGAGUCAGAAAACAAUUAAAAUUAGUUUUAUGUUUUUCCCCAGUAGGUACUACAUUGAGAGUACGUUCAAGAAAAUUUCCAGCAAUAAUAAAUUGCACACAAAUCAAUUGGUUCCAUGAGUGGCCGCAAGAGGCCCUUGUUUCUGUGUCUUUAAGAUUUUUACAAGAAGUUGAAGUUCUCCCAGAUAACUUACGCGAAACUGCAGCCAGAUUCAUGGCUUACGCUCACAGUUCUGUUAAUACAACAUCAAAAAUUUAUCUCCAAAAUGAACGCAGAUACAAUUACACGACCCCUAAGUCUUAUUUGGAACAAAUCAAUCUAUAUUCGAAAUUACUCAGACUUCAAACCAAAGGGUUAUCAUUGAAAGUCGAAAGGUUGGAGAAUGGUUUGGAUAAAUUAAGGACUACGUCCAAGCAAGUGGAAGAGCUUAAAAAGAAACUUGCAGUCCAAGAAAUUGAGCUGAAGGAAAAAAAUGACGCUGCAGAUACUCUUAUUGAAAUCGUCGGGGUCGAAACUGAAAAGGUUUCAAUUGAAAAGAAACUAGCCGACGAAGAAGAAGAAAGAGUAGCAAUGAUAGCAGAAGAAGUCAGUAAAAAGCAAAAAGACUGCGAAGAAGAUCUAUUAAAAGCAGAACCAGCUUUAUUAGCCGCCCAAGAAGCUUUAAACACCUUAAACAAAGCUAACUUAACCGAACUAAAAUCAUUCGGUUCACCUCCUGGGGUUGUGACCAAUGUCACAGCAGCAGUGAUGGUAUUACUAGCUCCAGCAGGUAAAAUACCAAAAGACCGUAGCUGGAAAGCUGCCAAAAUUGUCAUGGCAAAAGUGGACGCAUUUCUCGACGCUUUAAUAAAUUACGACAAAGAAAACAUACAUCCUGAGAUUAUGAAAGCCAUAGAACCUUAUUUGAAAGAUGCUGAAUUUGAACCCGAGUUUGUACGAUCAAAAAGUGCAGCUGCAGCUGGCCUAUGUGCUUGGGUAAUCAAUAUAAUUAAAUUUUACGAAGUUUAUUGCGAUGUGGAACCCAAAAGGAAAGCUUUGGCAGCUGCUAACGCCGAAUUGGCGGCUGCCCAGGAGAAGCUUAAUGCUAUCAAGAGGAAAGUGGCGUCUUUGGAAUCUCAAUUAGCCAAACUAACGGCGGAUUUCGAAAAAGCUACUAGGGAAAAACUGCUUUGCCAACAAGAAGCUGAUGCGACCAACGCUACUAUAGCUUUAGCUAAUCGGCUUGUGGGCGGUUUGGCUAGCGAAAACGUCCGUUGGGCCGAAACAGUAAAUACCUUCAUGGAAAAUGGAAAAAUGAUGCCAGGGGACGUUUUAUUGACAACAGCUUUUAUAUCUUAUGUAGGAUGCUUCACUAAGCAAUACAGAUUAGAUUUGCUGCAUAAAUUAUGGUUUCCUUAUAUUAAAACAUUGGAGCCUAAAGUUCCUCUAACUGAAGAACUAGAUCCGCUAUCUCUCUUAACUGACGAUACAAUUGUGGCAAAAUGGAAUAACGAAGGACUACCGAGCGAUAGGAUGUCUACGGAAAACGCUACAAUUUUGAUUAACUCAGAUAGGUGGCCUCUCAUGAUUGAUCCACAACUGCAAGGUAUAAAAUGGAUUAAAGAAAAGUACGGCGAGGAUCUUAAAGUUAUAAGAUUAGGCCAGAAGGGAUAUUUAGAUGUAAUAGAAAAAUCCAUUAGCCAAGGUUCCACUGUACUCGUAGAAAAUAUCGAAGAAACCGUAGAUCCUGUUUUAGAUACACUUUUGGGAAGAAAUUUAAUUAAAAAGGGAAAAGCAAUCAAAAUCGGCGACAAAGAAAUCGAAUACAAUUCAAGCUUCAGAUUAAUCCUCCACACAAAACUAGCAAAUCCGCACUACAAGCCUGAAAUGCAAGCUCAAGCGACCCUAAUCAAUUUUACAGUGACAAGAGAUGGACUGGAAGAUCAGCUGUUAGCUGAAGUUGUAAAAGCUGAACGGCCCGACUUGGAGGAACUCAAAGCUGACCUUACGAAACAACAGAAUGACUUUAAAAUAAUGCUCAAAAGUCUUGAGGAUGAUUUGUUGUCCCGUUUGUCGUCUGCCGGGGGCAAUUUAUUAGGUGACACGACUUUGGUGGAAAACUUAGAGACAACUAAAAGAACGGCAGCCGAUAUUGAGCUGAAAGUAGCUGAAGCCAAGAUUACUUCUGUUGAAAUUGAUCAGGCUAGAGAGUAUUAUAGACCCGCAGCUGCUAGAGCUAGUUUACUAUAUUUUAUUUUAAACGAGCUUAACACUAUUAAUCCUAUCUAUCAAUUUUCAUUGAAGGCUUUCAACGUAGUCUUUCAGAAAGCUAUAGCAAAAGCUGAGCCUGCAGAAACUGUAGCUGCUAGAGUAAAUAAUCUGAUUGAAUGUAUAUCGUUUUCCGUAUUUCAAUAUACCACAAGAGGGCUUUUUGAAAGUGACAAGCUUAUUUUUGCUUCGCAAAUGACUUUUCAGAUUCUUCUCAUGAGUCAAGAAAUUUUCACAGCUGAUUUAGAUUUUCUAUUGCGAUUUCCUUUGAAACCGCACGUGACGAGCCCAGUAGAAUUCUUGUCAAACACCUGCUGGGGAGGAAUUUGCAGUUUGGCAACGCGAGACGAAUUCAGAAAUCUCGACAGGGAUAUUGAAAAUUCCCCGAAAAGAUGGAAAAAGUUGGUGGAAUGCGAAUGUCCGGAAAGAGAAAAGUUUCCGCAGGAAUGGAAAAGUAAAACGGCGUUGCAACGAUUGUGCAUGAUGCGAGCUUUAAGGCCCGACAGAAUGCUGUAUGCUAUGAUAGCCUUUAUAGAAGAAAAACUUGGCACCAAAUACGUAGGAAAUAAAACCGUAGAAUUUGCAAAGUCCUACGAAGAAACCAGCCCGACAACUCCGAUAUUCUUUAUUCUGUCGCCUGGUGUGAACCCGCUGAAAGAUGUGGAAGAACUAGGCGCAAAACUGGGUUUCACUUUGGAAAAACAAAAUUUCCACAACGUGUCUUUAGGGCAGGGCCAGGAAACAGUGGCGGAAAAAGCAAUGGAAAUAGCCGCGAAAAGUGGUCACUGGGUCGUUCUUCAAAAUAUCCAUUUGGUGAAAAAAUGGUUACCGGCUUUGGAAAAACAUUUGGAGAAACACGCUGAAGGCUCUCAUCCAGACUAUAGAGUAUUUAUGAGCGCCGAACCCGCUUCAACGCCUUCGGGACAUAUUAUACCACAGGGUAUUCUAGAAUCAUCUAUUAAAAUUACCAAUGAACCUCCGACUGGUAUGCAAGCCAAUCUCCACAAAGCCUUGUCAAAUUUUAAUCAGGAAACUUUGGAGCAAUGCGGAAAAGAAGCCGAAUUCAAAGUAAUACUGUUCUCGCUUUGUUAUUUUCACGCUGUCGUAGCGGAAAGAAGAAAAUUCGGACCUCAAGGCUGGAACAAAAUGUACCCGUUCAAUGUAGGCGAUCUAACAAUAAGCGUCUUUGUUCUGUUUAAUUAUUUAGAGGCUAACACUAAAGUUCCUUGGGAGGAUUUAAGAUAUCUUUUCGGAGAAAUCAUGUACGGAGGUCAUAUUACUGAUGAUUGGGAUCGAAGAUUAUGUAUCACUUAUUUAGAGGAAAUUUUACAACCCGAUUUAGUUGACGGUGAAUUGAUGUUAGCACCAGGAUUUGCAGCUCCACCGAACACCGACUAUCAGGGUUAUCAUAAUUAUAUCGAUGAAAUUUUGCCACAGGAAUCGCCUUAUUUGUACGGACUACACCCUAAUGCAGAAAUAGGUUUUUUAACCACAACUGCUGAUAAAUUGUUUAGGACUGUGUUUGAAAUGCAACCGAGGGAUGCUGGAACUUCGGGUGGGGCAACUGUUACACGCGAAGAAAAGGUGAAACAAAUGGUAGACGAAAUGCUCGAAAAACUCCCCGAAGAUUUCAAUAUGCUUGAAAUAAUGGGGAAAGUCGAAGAACGUACGCCCUACGUGAUAGUAGCCUUCCAAGAGUGUGAACGUAUGAAUCUUCUGACAGGAAAAAUGAAACAAACCCUUAAAGAAUUAGAAUUAGGCCUUAAAGGAGAACUCACUAUAACGUCGGACAUGGAAGACUUGGAAAAUGCGGUGUUUUUAGAUCAAGUCCCACCAAUAUGGGCUCAGAGAGCUUAUCCGUCACUUUUAGGGCUUACAUCUUGGUUUGUCGAUUUACUUUUAAGAAUCAGAGAGUUGGAAACUUGGUCUACGGAUUUUGUAUUGCCUGCAUCUGUAUGGUUAGGAGGUUUUUUUAAUCCUCAAUCACUACUUACGGCCAUUAUGCAAAGUACCGCUCGUCGUAAUGAACUACCACUAGACAAAAUGUGUUUGCAAUGCGACGUUACCAAGAAACAGAAAGAAGAAUUUACUAGUGCUCCCAGAGACGGAGCUUACGUUCACGGACUGCAUAUGGAAGGGGCCCGUUGGGACGUGCAAGCGGGCAUUAUAAUGGACUCGAAACUCAAGGAACUAUAUCCGCCGAUGCCGGUGAUUAACAUUAAGGCCAUCACACAGGACAAGCAAGAUUUGCGGAAUAUGUACGAGUGUCCGGUUUAUAAAACCAAAACUAGGGGGCCCACUUUUGUUUGGACGUUUAAUUUGAAAACGAAAGAUAAGCCGGCUAAAUGGACUUUGGCUGGCGUAGCUUUGCUUUUACAAACGUAAAUUUUUGAAACUUUAUGUAGGUUGUUAUAUUUAGUUUAGUAAAUUGAAUAAUUGAAUUGAAUUAGC
This is a messenger RNA of Ceutorhynchus assimilis (cabbage seed weevil), 6748 nucleotides long. The record is from the annotation of a GenBank genome assembly. Lineage: Eukaryota; Metazoa; Arthropoda; Insecta; Coleoptera; Curculionidae.